Caenorhabditis sp. 36 PRJEB53466 is the source of this 1405-nucleotide messenger RNA. NCBI's taxonomy places the organism in Eukaryota, Metazoa, Nematoda, Chromadorea, Rhabditida, Rhabditidae. The record is from the annotation of a GenBank genome assembly.
AUGAACUUUGAUGCGAAUCCUGAUUUACCUGACAUUAGUGUAAGUACAUUCCCUCUUUUCAAUUCAAACUUGACGUUUUCAGCCUUCGUGCUCUGAUGGCAAACAAUACCAACUUUUACCGAAAAACAAGUUUCCUCAAAAGUGUCUCGUUUGUUUGAACUCGUCAACUGGAUAUCAUUAUGAUGUGAGAGCAAUUCAAUCUUAACGAAUUCACCCCGUUUUCACUCUUUUCUAGGUACCCUCUUGCAACGGAUGCAAGUCAUUUUUCCGGCGAACCAUCAUUCUCGGACAUCGGAUGAAGUGCAUGCGGAACGGAGAAUGCUUCAACGUCUCGAUACCGAUCGAUAUGCUCCGUAAGACGUGUCGCUCUUGUCGGUUCGAAAAGUGUGUGGACGUGGGAAUGAAUCCACUCGCAAUUCAUUCGCUGAAGUUGAACGACGGAAGAUCGAAAGAGCUGUUCACGGAAGUCGUGCAACGCAGAAAAGCCGUCGGCCUGACAAGCGGCUCAUUCGUUCUGACCACACCUGAAGUUUUAAUGGAGAGAAUAAUCGGAAAGUUGGAGCUGGUUGAGUCGAGGAUAGAGAAAGUGCAUGACUCGGGGCUUCCUGAUGGAUUGUGUGUGAGUCGAGUGACAGCUUGUAGAAAUUGAAAAAGAGAAAAGAAGAACUUUAGGAUUAUCGGACUCUAGAAGACAUUCUCAAGUCGCAAGUCAUCUUUACCAACUCUGAAAUUCCCUCACUACAAGUGUUUCACGUGGAAGGGUAGGUGGCUCAAAGAGCUUUCGGAGGACCGGACCAACUCAUAUUUCAGGUUCGAUGUGUCCCUUAUGAACUACGCGCACUGUAGCUUUCUAGCGAGCAUCGAGUACUCGAAAACAUUUGAUUUCUUCCGAAAGCUGAGUUUUGAAGAUAAAGUGAGACUGGCAAAACAUUCCACUUGCGUCUGCUCCAUUUUGCACGACUCCUUCUUCUCGAUCAAUAAUUUCAAUGCGGAUUGGCUGUUCUUUCCGAACGGUGUGAUAAUUGGCCCUCCAAGAAGAUCGGGACUCAUCUAUGAUCAUGUGAAGACCCUUGUCGCGGUGUUCAGAAACAAACUGGAUAAAGUGGAGUACAUGCUGCUGAAAGCGAUCAUGAUGUGCAAUCCAGCCGUCUGUGCUCUUUCCCAACGUACUCAAUCAGUUCUGGAGGAGGAAAGACGCACGUUCGCCGUCUGUCUCCUACGUUAUUGUCGAACUCAACACGGAACGAUUCACGGCUCUUCUCGAUAUGCGGCUCUUCUUUCCAUCAUUUCCGUUGUGGAGAAUCAAGCCAAAUGCCAAAAGGACUUCCACACUUACUUACAGGCAACUAGGAACAAAUCGCGUUUCCCGUCUACCAAACUAUUCGAUGAUGUCAUGGAUUCAUGA